Nelumbo nucifera (sacred lotus) is the source of this 836-nucleotide messenger RNA. Its product is annotated as universal stress protein A-like protein. The record is from RefSeq and is a predicted model, not a curated record. Lineage: Eukaryota; Viridiplantae; Streptophyta; Magnoliopsida; Proteales; Nelumbonaceae.
UCUAAGUUGGCUGGAUGUCCAAAUCCAACUUGACGUGGCAUUUAUUGAAAGAGGGCGCUGAGUCGAGAGCUUCUGCUGAAACUGGAAUUAGCUCAGACCGAAGAAGUAAGAACAUUAACAUUAGGGAAAGGUGUAUGACUGUGUUUGUGUGUGCAAGAAACCCCAAAACAUGGCGAAUGAAGAACCAGGGUGUAAGAAGAAGGUGAUGAUCGCUAUUGAUGAAAGCGAGUGCAGUCACUACGCGCUCAAGUGGGUACUCGACCAUCUUCAAGAUUUCUUCCCCACGUCGUCGCUCAUCAUCUUCACUGUUCAGUCUUUGGCUGAUUUCGCUUACCUCUCUGCCGCGUCUCCCGUUUCUGGUCGCAUGUUUUGUGUUGCUACCAAUCCCGAGUUGAUUAAAUCUGUACAAGAACAUCAAAGGAAGGCCGCUUUGGCUCUUCUGGAAAAAGCUAAAGACAUCUGCGCUACUCAAGGGGUUGUUGCAGAGACAAUCACAGAAGUUGGGGAUCCAAAGGAGGUCAUAUGUGAUGCAGUUGAAAAGUUCAAGAUCAAUCUACUUAUUUUAGGUAGUCAUGGACGGGGAACUCUGAAAAGGGCUUUCUUAGGAAGCGUGAGUAACUAUUGUGUUAAUCAUUGCAAGUGUCCUGUUCUUGUAGUGAAGAAACAAGAAGAGAAAGCUUGAUCACUUUACAAACUUCAGAUCAUUUGGAAAAAUACAAAAUUCCCCCAUGCAUAUGUUGUUUGAUAGAGUGAAGAGAUUGUUUUGUAAGGAAGCAGACUCAAGCUAUGGAUAUUUGAAUUUGGCUGUUAUAGAUUUUCUCUUCCUUCUUUUCUAA